Molecule: messenger RNA, 1149 nt
Organism: Drosophila bipectinata
Lineage: Eukaryota; Metazoa; Arthropoda; Insecta; Diptera; Drosophilidae
Gene: Vamp7
Product: Vesicle-associated membrane protein 7
Biological process (GO): exocytosis; vesicle fusion
Cellular component (GO): membrane; SNARE complex
Molecular function (GO): SNAP receptor activity; SNARE binding
Source: RefSeq, a predicted model, not a curated record
CUAUGACGACUUGGCCACACUUAUGUAAAAGUGCAUCUCAAUAUUUGUCGCCAAUAUUUAUUAUGCUACAAAAGUGAAGAAUAAUUGCAAAUAGAGGAUCGUGAUGGUUUAAAGUGUGCGACCAAACUAUACAAAAGUGCUGCCAAACAAAAAUGUGAUCUGAAGCUUUCCACUAAAAGACUAAGCAAUAAAAUUGAGUAAAACAGUUGCAUCCCUUAUCUUAAGAGUACUUCACAGAUUCUGUUCGGAUCGCCAGCAGGAACCAGUGACGUGACGCAUCUUUGUUGGUUUUCCCGAUAAACAGCUAGCCCAAGAGUUAAAAAGCUGGACGACCGCACCCCCACCUCAGACAAAGAAGAACCCGCUGCAUAAUGCCGAUUUUGUACAGCGUCAUCUCGCGGGGCACGACCCCCCUGGCAAAGUUCGCCGAUUGCGUCGGAAACUUUGGAGAAGUUACGGAGCACAUCAUCGAGCGGAUUGACCUGCGUAACAGCAAGACCACCUACACUCACGGCGACUACCUGAUCCACUACACUUGCGAGAACAAGCUGGUCUACAUGUGCAUCACUGACAAUGAGUUUGACCGGUCGCGGUCUUUUCUCUUUCUUGCGGAUAUAAAGCACCGGUUCAUCCAGACGUAUGGGCUGCAGGUGGCGACGGCCAUCGCCUAUGCCAUGAAUACAGAGUUUUCGAAAGUCCUGGCGCAGCAAAUGGUCUACUUCAGCUCUUCUCGAGAAGUUGACACCAUUUCGAGGGCUCAUGGCCAGAUUGAGGAGCUUAAAGACAUUAUGAUUAAAAAUAUUGACAGUCUGCGGGACCGCGGUGAGAAGCUGGAGCUGCUUGUCAACAAGACCGAAAAUUUGAGCAAUAAUUCCGUUGCAUUCCGCAAGGCCUCGCGAAAUUUGGCGAGACAAAUGUUUUGGAAGAACAUUCGCAUCUAUGUGGUGGUUGGACUGGUGAUAACCUUCAUCAUUUAUGUGAUCGUGAGCAUGGCCUGUGGCGGCCUCCUCUGGCAGUCGUGCGUUUGAACCCCUCUCUUAUUGUUUAUGUAUUGUUAUAGGCCCAUAACACAUGUAUAUUUGCAUACAAACUCUACGGUACCCUCACUAUAUAUGUUAUAUUUAAUAAAUGCGAAAGUAUACAGGAUUA